UUCACAGCCUCUGACGAACAGGGAGAAAUCCUUAUUUGGGCUGUGUUCUGGUGGUGACCAACACUUAAUGCAGAUUCAGCGUAUUGAAAACGCCGAGUUACGGAAACAACUAGUGGAAUACGAUGUGAAGUUACACGACCUUGAAACUCAAAUGGAAAACGUAACCAGAACACUUAAUAAUCUCGGUUAUAAGUUUGACAAACUCAACGAGCUGUCCAAGGAUUUUGAAACUCGGAUUUCCGAACCUAUUGGAACCCCCUCUCCUGGUCAGCCCACGGAUCCACGGAGCACAACUGGAGCACAAACUACAGAAGUGCAUCAUCCUAUAGCAUUCUACGCUGCAGUAAGUGUCGAUACGGAAACAAAUCCAGUUGUAUUCGAUGAAGUUUACACCAAUGAGGGUGAUUGCUAUGACAACACGACUGGCGAGUUCACAUGUAGUGUAAGUGGCGUGUACCAUAUCACGUGGUCAGUGGAGACGUUUGGAGAGGUUGAUGUCGGGACUAUUUUGGAAGUCAACGGGCAAAAGUUCGGAUACACUUGGACUGACGCAAAUGACCAACAGUAUGACACAAGUACUGGUGUUGCAAUUUUGAGGCUUCGCGCUGGUGACGUCAUCAAAGUCACACUUCAGUCAGGGUCAGAGGUUGACGGACGUCAAUCUGUAUUCACGGGUCAUUUCCUUUUCCCAUGAUCAAAAUAGAUCGAGCACCGGUAUUAAAGAACAAAAUACGUUCGUUGUAGCGAUUGUGAAGGAACCUGACAAGGCUGAUGAUGUCGGGUACAAUGAUCAGGGUAGCGGCCGUGGUCAGAAAGGCGAUAGCCAC
Messenger RNA from Mizuhopecten yessoensis (Yesso scallop), 827 nucleotides. Its product is annotated as complement C1q-like protein 2. The record is from RefSeq and is a predicted model, not a curated record. The transcript has 3 exons. Gene Ontology annotation, molecular function: protein binding. The coding region runs from base 68 to 694 and encodes 208 amino acids. Lineage: Eukaryota; Metazoa; Mollusca; Bivalvia; Pectinida; Pectinidae.